This is a messenger RNA of Penicillium macrosclerotiorum, 1086 nucleotides long. RefSeq names its product asparaginase. The coding region runs from base 1 to 1086 and encodes 361 amino acids. NCBI's taxonomy places the organism in Eukaryota, Fungi, Ascomycota, Eurotiomycetes, Eurotiales, Aspergillaceae. The transcript has a single exon. The record is from RefSeq and is a predicted model, not a curated record.
AUGCGCGUCGAACUGCAAAACAACGAUUUUGUGGUCUCUGACAGAGGCGGGGUGGUCGAAAACCGACACCUCAUUCACGCAUCAGUUGUCGACGCAACUGGCAAAAUACUUUUUGCCGUAGGCGACCCGGGAAGAAUGACUCUCGCUAGAUCUGCAGCAAAGCCAAUGCAGGCAUUGGCAAUCCUGGAAACCGGUGCAUGCGACAUGUUUGGAUUUGAUGAUGCUGACUUGGCAUUGAUGUGUGCAUCACACAGUAGCGAAGACAGGCACAUUGCCCGCGCUCGUUCCAUGCUUCGCAAAGUGGAUGCCCAGGAAACAGAUCUUCGCUGUGGUGGCCAUACUCCUUUGUCCGAUACUGUCAAUCGAGCAUGGAUAAAAGGUGGUUUUGCUCCCACUGCUAUAUGUAAUAAUUGCUCAGGCAAACAUGCGGGCAUGCUGGCUGGGGCUAAGGCAUUGGGCUCAGAUGUGAAGGAUUAUCACUUGUCAAGCCACCCUAUGCAACUGCAAGUUCAACGUAUCUUCAAGGAGCUUUGUGGCCCAGAUGAAACCAAUCUACUCUGGGGGAUCGACGGAUGCAAUCUCCCCGCGCCAGCUUGUCCUCUGUAUGUGCUCGGCAAGGCUUAUGCCCUUCUUGCUGCAUCAGCGGAUACUGUGGAGGCAGGUACUGGCAGCGAAAAUUCCACCGCUCAGACUCGAACCAGAUAUCUGCAUCAGAUUUUUCAAGCCAUGUCACAGUAUCCUGAAUUUGUGGGUGGUGAAGGUCGUUUCUGUACAGAGCUUGCGAAGACAUUUCAAGGGGAACUGAUCGGUAAACUGGGCGCGGACGGCUGUUACGGAUUGGCAAUUCGAGAAUCAAAGCAGACCCAAAAGCUUGGAGCGCGUGGGGCUAUUGGCAUUUCAGUCAAAGUCGAAGAUGGAAAUAUCAACAUUCUCUAUGCAGUGGUGAUGGAAAUUCUUGACCAGCUGCAAAUCGGAACACCAGAGAUGCGCCAUGCCCUCGAUCGCUUCCAUCUCCCGAAGCUCUGCAAUACAGUUGGUGUAGUUACGGGCCAAAUAUCUCACUUGUUCCAAGUACGUUCGGCAUGA